GUACUGGGCGGUAACCCAGGUCGACUACAUCCACUCCAGGAACGGCACCCGCAUCGGCAUCAUGAUCCUGAUGGUGUGGCUGACGGCGGUGGUCGUCUCCAUAGCUCCGCUCUUUGGUUGGAAAGACCCGGACUUCCUGGUGCGGGUCAAUGAGCAGAAGAAGUGUUUAGUCUCGCAGGACCUCGCCUACCAGGUGUUUGCUACCAUGGCCACCUUCUACGUGCCCCUCACUGCCAUCCUUAUCCUCUACUGGAAGAUCUUCCAGGCAGCCCGCAAGAGGAUCCACAAGAGCAAGUUUGGGGGCAAGAAAGAGGCCAAGCAGAAAAAAAAUAGCAACAAGCCAAAGGCUCACAGAGGAGGGGCAGACACGAAGCCCAACGGUGUAACUGAACACCAGACCACCGCCUUCACCACCAUCAGUAGCGGGUCGCCGGACAAGUCGUCGAACAAUGGCGCCGUCUCCGUCUCGUCCCACAUUUCCGAGGUCUCCAAACUUGAGAUGCUGCCGAAGGAGCAUCCCAAGAAGACUAAGAAGGAGACCCUGGAAGCCAAGAGGGAGAAGAAGGCCGCUAAGACCCUCGCCAUCAUCACGGGAGCUUUCGUCAUCUGCUGGUUGCCCUUCUUCGUCACGGCCCUGCUGAUGCCCAUCUGCCCAGCCUGCUACUUCUCCGACGUCAUGUUCUCCAUCUUCCUCUGGCUCGGGUACUUCAACUCUACCCUCAACCCCAUCAUCUACACCAUCUUCAGUCCGGAGUUCCGCGAGGCCUUUAAGAGGAUUCUCUUUGGUAGAAAGAGUAACCAAAGGUACAGGCCAGGGAAGGUCCGCUAAUAUUCACAUUAGGUCGGGGGACAUCCGGAAACUUUAAUAUAAGAUGUAGGUGCCCUAAUUAUACAGAACUACAGGUAUAAGAAGCUUACAGUGAUAUUUUUAACUCGAGUUAGUGCUUCUGUGGGAAAUCACAUACUAUGACACACUUGUGUAAGUGGUUUGGGUAUAUAACCAAUCACUGAUGGAAUUAUACACAUUGUGAAGUACGACUUGCGAUGUGCACUUAUGACUGCAAGUCAGACUCAAAAACGGAUGAUUUGACUCGCCAAUCAUCAAGUGCUAAAAAGUGGAUUAGCGAACAGUUAACAGUUGAUAAACGUGUGACUGUUUGCAAUUGCUGUAACUAGUGAAUUUGCAAAUCAUUUCAUUGAGAGAGAAUCUCAGGAUUAGGUUCUAAGAUGCCGUUAUAACUUAUUUAGUUUUGUGUAAAUAUACCAAAAUGUUUGAAGGUGGAAAUACAAAACUGAACAAAAUUGUGUUGGGUGUAAAACCUUGACGUCAAAAACAUGAGUUGACGAGGAACAAUAGGAAAAUACUGCCAACGUUGAAAUAUUUGUAAGAGAUAGAAAAAAAACACACCUCAGUGAAAAACGAUUAAAAGCCGAAAAUUUUAGACCUUGUAGGAUGGCAUGUAAAUAAAAUGCCUUCCAGAAAUACCAGUUUCGGAGUACAGAUGACAGUUUUUAAUUGUAAACUCGGUGCAAAUAGUAAUAAAGAAAAUACUUAUUUCGGUGCAGCAGAAAAUAUCUAAAUGGCAAUAAAAAAAAUGCAUAAUAUAUUUCAAAACACAGACGUCAUGGAAUUACGUUUUCGUUCACCUCUCUGACGUCCUAAGUUAAACCUUAACAACCUCUGAGGUCUUGAGUUAACCCUAAUAACCUCACGCAUAUCUUGUAAUAAAGCAACAUAUGUCCACGCUAAUAAAACUGUUCGAAACGACUAACAAAAAUUACUUAAAACAAAAAAUUAUUGAAAAUGGAGACACAAUGCAGGGAGCAUUGAUAGCGGAGAACAACGAUGUCCGACUACCGACAAAGACGUGACAUUCAGGAGGGAAUGGAAGACACAUUUAGGAACGUGAUAGUUUUAGUAAACAGCAGUUUACUAGUACAGAAAACCUGAAGUGUAUAUUUUUUCAAACUGAAACUAGCAACCCGAACUGCUAAAACUAAGUGACAACUAUCAAACCGUUCACGUCUCACCACACUAUACAAAUUGCUCACUCUCACGGUUGGUCUGUUUAUAACUUAAUAAAUCACGUUGUUAGAACGUAGUGGUUUUCAAUGCGAGAACACUCUUACUUCUCUACCUACAUAUGACAGCUGGAGAAAGCAGUGGCGCCAGGACUCAGUCAAAGAACAUCCCGCAAUUCUAUCUGAAACGGCUUCUCUGGGCUCCAGAUGAUCAGAGAGGAGGCGGGGGCCCAGGAGCUAUGAUCCAACCCCUCCCCACCGACUACACAACACGGGAUAAACACCUCGCUCACGUCAAGACACGCGUCACACAGAAAGAAUAUUUGACAGUUGUUAAGAAGCGUGUACUAGGGAAUAUUGACAUGUGUUUACACAACACGAGUUAAGUGUAAACAAAUAAAAAACUGCGAAUUUUAAUCUCACGAUGUAACCACACAAUAAUACCAAUAUUAACACAAAAGAUAUCCAAAAUGCUAUCACUUAUCUAUGUAAAAAUAAACCUUUUUAAUUGUACAUUACCGAUACAUAAAUUACAUAUAUAUAUAUA
Procambarus clarkii (red swamp crayfish) is the source of this 2569-nucleotide messenger RNA. RefSeq names its product 5-hydroxytryptamine receptor. Gene Ontology annotation, molecular function: alpha1-adrenergic receptor activity. Gene Ontology annotation, biological process: adenylate cyclase-activating adrenergic receptor signaling pathway; phospholipase C-activating G protein-coupled receptor signaling pathway; positive regulation of cytosolic calcium ion concentration. Lineage: Eukaryota; Metazoa; Arthropoda; Malacostraca; Decapoda; Cambaridae. The record is from RefSeq and is a predicted model, not a curated record. Gene Ontology annotation, cellular component: plasma membrane.